GAGGAAAACAGCUGCAGCGACAGCCUGUCAACUCAGAUUCCAAGCAGUGACAGUAGCUGGAGUGUGUUGGUAGGGAGACCGUGGAGGGCGUAUCUCCGCAAUGCCAAAUAAAGUGAAAAAGGAGAAGGAAUCUCCGAAGCCUGUAAAAGCUAACAAACCAGGAGGAAAAGAUGGACAAGAAAAUUAUACUGAACAUGAAGGCUCCAACAGGAAGAACAAUACCACCAGUGCCCCACCCACCACGCAGCUGCUGAAGGGGAAGCAGCUCGGCCCCCAGACGCCCACGAAGAAGGAGAAGAGGCAAAGCUCCUCCCGCUUCAGCCUCAGCAACAACCGAGAGCUGCAGAAGCUGCCCGCCUUACAAGAUGUCCCGCCCGCGGAGCAGGAGAAGCUCUUCGUCCAGAAGCUGCGGCAGUGCUGCGUGCUCUUCGACUUCGUUUCGGACCCGCUGAGCGACCUGAAAUGGAAGGAGGUGAAGAGGGCGGCGCUGAGCGAGAUGGUGGAGUACAUCACGCACAACCGCAGCGUCAUCACCGAGCCCAUCUACCCCGAGGUGGUCCACAUGUUCGCAGUGAACAUGUUCCGGACGCUGCCGCCGUCCUCCAACCCCACGGGGGCGGAGUUUGACCCCGAGGAGGACGAGCCCACGCUGGAGGCCGCCUGGCCGCAUCUCCAGCUCGUCUAUGAAUUCUUCCUGAGGUUUUUAGAGUCUCCCGACUUUCAGCCAAAUAUAGCGAAGAAGUACAUCGACCAGAAGUUUGUGAUGCAGCUUUUAGAACUGUUUGACAGCGAGGACCCUCGGGAGAGAGACUUCCUGAAAACCACUCUGCACCGGAUUUACGGAAAGUUUCUGGGCCUGAGGGCCUACAUCAGGAAACAGAUCAAUAACAUAUUCUAUAGGUUCAUUUAUGAAACAGAGCACCAUAAUGGAAUAGCAGAAUUGCUGGAGAUAUUAGGAAGCAUAAUCAAUGGGUUUGCCUUACCGCUGAAAGAGGAACACAAGAUUUUCCUGCUGAAGGUUUUGCUGCCUUUACACAAGGUCAAGUCGCUGAGCGUCUACCAUCCGCAGUUGGCGUACUGUGUGGUCCAGUUCCUAGAAAAGGACAGCACUCUCACAGAACCAGUGGUUAUGGCUCUUCUCAAAUACUGGCCAAAGACACACAGCCCGAAGGAGGUGAUGUUCCUGAACGAGCUGGAGGAGAUCCUGGACGUGAUCGAGCCCACGGAGUUUGUGAAGGUCAUGGAGCCGCUGUUCCGACAGCUGGCCAAGUGCGUCUCCAGCCCGCACUUCCAGGUGGCAGAGAGAGCGCUGUACUACUGGAACAACGAGUACAUCAUGAGCCUCAUCAGCGACAACGCGGCCAAGAUCCUGCCCAUCAUGUUCCCCGCCCUCUACCGCAACUCCAAGACCCACUGGAACAAGACCAUCCACGGUCUGAUCUACAAUGCCCUGAAGCUCUUCAUGGAGAUGAACCAAAAGCUGUUCGAUGACUGCACCCAGCAGUUCAGAGCAGAGAAGAACAAAGAAAAAGCUAAAUGGAAAGAGCGGGAAGAGGCUUGGGUGAAAAUCGAGAACCUUGCCAAAUCCAACCCACAGUUCCUCGUGUACGUCGAUUCCUCCAGCCUCAGCAGUCCAGUGGAAAUGGAGACGGACGGGCCUUUGAUAGAAGACGUCGCCAUGCUAAAGAAGACCGUAGAAGAAGAAGCUACCCAGCUGAGCAGGGACCAGCGGAAGGAGCGGCCCCUGGUGCGGCGCAAGUCCGAGCUGCCUCAGGAUAUCUACACCGUCAAAGCCUUGGAGACUCAUCGCCGUGCCGAAGACAUGAUCACCACCAACGACGGUCACUAGGCCCCGCCCUCUCCGCAGGUCCUCUCCCCUUCCCCAGCCUCGACCGACCGCCGCGCUCGCCUCGGCCUGCCCCUCCGUCUCCUCGGCCGCUAGGCCCCGCCCCCUCGUCCCGCAGAAUCCAUCGCGUUGAAAGUAGCGGCGGCGCAGGAAAGGGGCGGGGCCCCCUCUCCCGUAACCACCCCCUCCCCCCCCCCCCCCUCCUCAUGUGGACUGGACGCAUGCCUACGCCGUCCCCUCACUCUGGUCAUUAGGAUUUCUGCAUUCUCAGGUGUUCCAUUUGAUUUGAUUUCUCCUUUGUUUUUCCCAUUUCAUGUACCCUGAAUGUUACGUUGCCUGGAUUGGACAUUUUCUUGUCAUUUCGUAAAAAAAAA
Messenger RNA from Anguilla anguilla (European eel), 2220 nucleotides. RefSeq names its product serine/threonine-protein phosphatase 2A 56 kDa regulatory subunit gamma isoform-like. The record is from RefSeq and is a predicted model, not a curated record. Gene Ontology annotation, molecular function: protein phosphatase activator activity. Gene Ontology annotation, cellular component: cytosol; nucleus; protein phosphatase type 2A complex. Lineage: Eukaryota; Metazoa; Chordata; Actinopteri; Anguilliformes; Anguillidae. The coding region runs from base 101 to 1849 and encodes 582 amino acids. Gene Ontology annotation, biological process: signal transduction; protein dephosphorylation. The transcript is spliced from 16 exons.